This is a messenger RNA of Dryobates pubescens (Downy woodpecker), 1544 nucleotides long. RefSeq names its product forty-two-three domain containing 1 (gene FYTTD1). Gene Ontology annotation, molecular function: mRNA binding. The record is from RefSeq and is a predicted model, not a curated record. Bases 53 to 1003 code for a protein of 316 amino acids. Gene Ontology annotation, biological process: mRNA export from nucleus. NCBI's taxonomy places the organism in Eukaryota, Metazoa, Chordata, Aves, Piciformes, Picidae. The transcript has 9 exons.
AGCCCGUGGGUCGGCUCGCUGAGGGGAGGCAGCGGUGGUCCUGCGGGGAGCUAUGGGCGCCUUCGGGGCUGCGGCCCCGCCUUCGGGCUCCUCGGUCGCAUCGGGAGCCCGCAACGGCAGCAGCGACAGCCUGGAGAAGAUCGACAUGUCCCUCGAUGAUAUAAUUAAACUGAACAAGAAAGAAGAGAGAAAACAGUAUUCCCCCAAAAUGAAAAGGGGACUUCAGCAGAAUCGAACUCGACAGUUCAGGACACCAGGUGCCAAGUGGGGAAUCCAGCAGCAGAAAGGUUAUGGUAAAAAUCGUUUGGGACGCAGAAAGAAGGUAGCAGGGAAGAAGCAUCCUUAUGGAGUUAUAACUGGCUUGGCAGCCAAGAAAGCAGUGGGUUCACACAAAGGAAUUAGCCCUCUGAACAGACAGCCACUGAGUGAGAAGAAUGCACAGAGGAAUUACCCAGUUUUGAAAAAGAAAACAAACCUGCAGAGGCAAUCUGAAAUGCAGAGAAAACAAGCUCCAGCCCUCAGGAGGCCUGCCCCACUAAACAGAAGGAAUAAUGUGCCAUCUGCUUUUGCCAGAAUUGGAAACAAGCUAAAUCAGCAGAAAGACACUCGUCAAGCAACUUUCCUGUUUAGAAGGGGCCUGAAGGUGCAGGCCCAAGUGCAGUCAGCAGAUGAUCUUGAUAACCAGACAGUAAAGAGAACUCGCCAAUGGCGAACUUCCACCACAAGCGGAGGGAUUCUGACCGUGUCCAUUGAUAACCCAGGAGCAAUCAUAACCCCCAUUUCCCAGAAAUUGCGAUUAACUCGUACUCCCGUGCCACCAUUUCUGAUGAAGAGGGACCAACCUGAAGAGAAGAAGAUUCCCAAAGGAGUUCCAUUGCAGUUUGAUAUUAAUAGUGUUGGAAAACAGACAGGGAUGACAUUGAACGAACGUUUUGGGAUCCUGAAGGAGCAAAGAACAGCGCUGGCCCAGAACAAAGGAAGCCGUUUUGUAACAGUGGGGUAGCCUGACAGAUGGACUUGAGCACCAUUCCUAACUACCUGAGAAACUGAGAUACAAGUGGGCAGAGGAAUACAACAUCCAUCACUGAAAUUUUUCAAGACUUCUUGCUAAGAUGGUGGCAAAGCUAUCUGUCUUUGUUACUUUCACUUUGAAUGGUAAAAGAUGUUGCCCAGAGAGAGGGAAUAGUGGGGAAAGUAAUCUGCUGGACUGGCACCAUCACCAGGUUGGAAAAGAAUCUGUGGCCCAGCUGAUGACAAAUACUGAGUUUUGAGUCAUCUGGCAACACAAACACAAAUAGGAGUUUUAAAAGUUGGAGGUUCCUUGUUUAGGAGUGUUCAGUACCUGUUCUUUUCUUCUCUGUUAUGGUAGAGGUUGUGUGUUUCAUUACAAACCCCUUUCUAGGGUUUUUAGGGACCGCCUACAAACUUUCCUUUGGACUGCAGUUGGCACAGAGCCUCAGUCCACGGGUACAUUGGUAAUCACGUAGUGGCAUUUUUCAUGGGAGCAUUGGUUGUAACUUCUUCGUGCUUUUGAAGGUCCAUUU